This is a messenger RNA of Boeremia exigua, 1452 nucleotides long. Its product is annotated as peroxisomal targeting signal 2 receptor. NCBI's taxonomy places the organism in Eukaryota, Fungi, Ascomycota, Dothideomycetes, Pleosporales, Didymellaceae. The transcript has 2 exons. The coding region runs from base 133 to 1197 and encodes 354 amino acids. Gene Ontology annotation, biological process: protein import into peroxisome matrix. The record is from RefSeq and is a predicted model, not a curated record. Gene Ontology annotation, cellular component: peroxisomal matrix; cytosol. Gene Ontology annotation, molecular function: protein binding.
CCCAACCAUGUUGCCAUACACCAACAGCUUGAGACUUGUGCGAGCGACGAUGCUCGACACAUUCCUCGUAGUACACGACAUAUAAUACGCAGGAAUUUGCCAGUUGGCGUUAGUUUUCAAAUCAACAGCACCAUGUUGGAGUUCCGGACACAGGGUUUCAACGGCUACAGCGUCAAGUACUCGCCAUUCUUCGAUUCGCGCAUAGCAGUCGCCAGCUCGUCGAACUUCGGGCUUGUGGGGAAUGGCAGGCUAUACAUCCUCGGCCUGACGCAAAACGGAAUCGUAGCAGAAAAGUGGUUCGACACACAAGACUCGCUCUUCGACUCGACCUGGUCCGAGGCGCAUGAAUCGCAGAUCCUUACCGCGGGCGGCGACGGCUCCGUGAAGCUCUUCGACAUUAACGUCGACCAGUUCCCGAUCCAGUCGUGGACCGAGCACGCGCGCGAAGUCUUCAGCGUGCACUGGAAUCUCGUGUCGAAGGAUACGUUCCUCUCCUCGUCGUGGGAUGGCACAAUCAAGAUCUGGAACCCCAAUCACAACGCCAGCAUCACCACGCUACCGACACACAGCUGCACGUACUCGGCGCAGUUCAGCCCGCAUGCGCCCAGCAUCGUGAGCAGUGUGAGCAGCGAUAGCCAUUUGCGCGUGUUCGACCUCAGGACCCCGGCCAGCGCGAGUAACCACCUUACGAUGAGCGUGCCGAUACACACGCCGCCGAAGCCACGGAUGGGUGCUGCAGCUUCAGUGGGCGUACCGCCGAGUGAAGCCUUGACGCACGACUGGAACAAGUACCGAGACAGUAUUGUAGCGACGGCGGGCGUGGACCGCCUGAUACGGACGUUUGACAUACGGAUGGCUGCUGCUGGGCCAAUUGCAGUGCUACCUGGACAUGAGUACGCUGUGCGGAGAUUGACGUGGAGCCCACACUUGUCAGAUAUAUUGCUCAGUGCAAGUUACGAUAUGACUUGUCGUGUAUGGACGGAUGGGAGCGCGAUGGGCGCAGGGACAAUGAAGCAGGAGAACAUGUUAGAAGACCCUAUGGUGUUUGGAGGCGGGAGAGAAAUGGGCAGGAUGGGGCGGCAUACAGAAUUCGUCACAGGUGUAGACUGGUGUCUGUUUGGAGCUGAGGGGUGGUGCGCCAGCACAGGGUGGGAUGAGAAAGUCAUGGUCUGGGACGCCAGGGCGAUCAUGCGGUAAUGAAAAUAUCGUGAGUGGACUUUGCAUGUACUUCUGCCGCUGGAAGGGAUAUCCGAACACCGGAAUUUCGCGCUCCUACAUUACCCGCUGCUUCUUAUAGUCGAAGUCGAACCCGUGCUUCCUGUGCACUGCUUUCACAAAGCCAAGUGCCUUCUCGAAAACCUCUAGCCUUUCCUUCUCCAUGAUCAACGAAGGCACUACACAGUCAGUAUAGUUUCAAAGUUCGGGGACUAGAUACUCACACUCAAUAAACCC